Molecule: messenger RNA, 1584 nt
Organism: Symbiodinium pilosum
Lineage: Eukaryota; Dinophyceae; Suessiales; Symbiodiniaceae
Source: the annotation of a GenBank genome assembly
AUGGUGGGCAAAGGCCGUGCCAUUGCUGUGGUCAAACCUGGGACCUUGGAUGAGGCCCUCCGAGUUCUGAAAGCUUGCGUCGCAGCAGACACUGCCAUUAUACCUCAGGGAGCAAAGACCGGGCUGACGGGUGGCUCGGUUCCUAGGGGUUCCGGCUGCGACCGUCCAAGCGUGGUCAUCAACAUGAGACGCUUGGAGAAGAUUCUUCCAAUUGGCGCUGGGCAGCAGGUGCUUUGCUUUGCCGGCGCCGGUAUCUUCAGCUUGCAAGAGGCACUGAAGCCGCUCAAACGUGAUUCCCAUUCCGUGCUCGGCUCCAUCUUCCUGAACCCAUCGGUUGCAGCGGGCAUUGCUUUUGGCAGCGGUGGAACGCAGGUCCACAAGGGGCCUGCGUACACAGAUCGAGCACUCUUCUGCCGCAUUACGGAAGGUGGUGAAGUGGAGUUGGUCAACACACUAGGUUUGAAAACUCCAACUGGCCAGGAGAUAAUUCCGUUCUUGGAUGGUGCCACAGAGCUCUCGGCGAGCGACGCUGACCCUGCAUGCCAAAGAGCUGCCUCAUGGCCAAACUACCCAGAGCACGUUACUAGCUGUGACGGCAAGGUCUCCAGAUACUGCUCUGACCUUGCGGGCGAAGACUGCAAUCGCUCUGAGGGGAAGGUAUUAAUUCUUGCAACGAUUCAUGACACAUUCCCUCUACCGCGUGAGAACAAAUUUGUUUGGAUCUCUUGCAAAGACUUUGCAACAGCGAACCUCCUCAAGCGCAAAGUUGCUCUUAGCUCCCCAGACUGCCUGCCGAAGCAAUUCGAAUAUCUGGGGCGUGCCCAGUUCGAUUGCUGUGAUCGUGGCGGCCGGGUGUUGAUCAAGCUGAUUGAGCUGUUGGGGAUGAUGAACCUGUCGGGUCUCUGGAAUUUCAAGCUUAAGUUUGAGGCUCUGCCGAUCCCUUUCGUUAAUGUGUUGGCAGAUAAAGUUCUGUGGUAUUUGAAUCCGGUUUUUCCUGAGUCCUUGCCCAAGCAGCUCAUGCAGCAGGGCCGGGACUACAACCAUCAUUUGAUUAUGGAAAUGACAGAGUUUGGGGGCGGCGAGUUAAAGCGCCUGGAGGCAUUGCUGGAGAGUGUCCUGGCAGACUUGCCUGAGGGCCAAGCGAAGAGCUACGUUUGCAAAGAUGCUUUUGAAUCAUCGCGGGUGAUGCUUUUCCGAUUUGCGGUUCAGCCCUCCAUCCGAACUAUGGCGGUUGGCACUGGUCGGCAGGGCCUGAUCAUCGACUAUGCCAUGCCGAAGAACUUCGACAGAAUCUUGGAGCUGCCGGAGGACUGGGGCAUUGAAAUGCGAUGCCUUUGCUCGCACUUUGGCUGUAAUGUCUUUCAUGAAAGCCUCGUUCUGCGGAACGAUGUCGAUGCAGAGGCCAUGAAGAAGAAGAUCAAGAAGUUCAUUGAGAGCAGCGGCGGCAAGCUUCCAGCCGAGCAUGGCCACGGCACCGAAUACGCGGCACCCGAAGACACCCAACAACGAUGGCGCAGGAUCGAUCCUAGGAAUUGCAUGAACCCAGGAGUGGGUCAAACCUCAUGCUUACGCCAUUAUGGCUAA